AUGGCAGACACUGAGAGUCCAACAUCCCAUUUUGACACAGCACAAUGCAGAAUAUUGGAAGAGGCCUCCCGGAUGGACUUUGAAGAGCCUUUGAAUGAUGUCACAGGCCAGUCAUCAACUUCGACAACUCAGUUGCACAAGAGAGGGACCUCCCGGAUGGACUUGGAUGAUGUCUCGAGCCAGACAAGGACAGCUCUGCCUGACAAGAGGGAAAAGCGAGCCGCCGAUUCGGUACUACCUGACAAGCAUCACAUCAAAGAAGUCGACUACUCAGAGACACUACGCCAAACUGUGUACAGUCAGGGGGAACUGAUCCACAAUAUGCAAACACAAGUGGAAAAACAAAAGGCAGAACAUGAGCAAAACAUGAACAAGAUGAAACUUCAAUGGGAAACAACCCUGAGAGAGCAGCAAGAGAAACUAGCAGCAGCCCAGGAGGAAAUUGAGAGAACACGUGUCCAGCAGCAGUCACUUGAAGACCAUAUCAGAGAAACUCGAGAGGAACUCGGCCAGGCUAAUUGGGAGGCAAUAGCCGCUGUUGUGGACAAAAUCCAGCAGGACGCUCAUGAUCACUUGGCACAAGCUCGGAUGCAGCAAGAAGCAGAGCUGCAUGAAGACCUGGCCCGAUUCACCAAGCAGAAAAAGAGAGCAAGUUGGCCAAGAUGGAACGGAGAUUUUCCAGGCGUCACGAGCCUCAGAAUGAGGAUCUAUAAAUCAAUUGAGAAAUGGGAAAUGAGAAUGGGAGAAUGGGGGAGAUGGGAGAACAGAGAAAAUGAGGAAAAUUGCAGAACAAGAGAACAGGAUAAACAGAAAAUGGAAGAAUGGGAAACAUGGGAGAACAGGAGAAUGGGGAAAUGGGAGAACAGGAAAGGGGACAAAAGGACGGUAGGACGACAAGAGGACGGGAGGACGACAAGAGGACGGGAGGACGACAAGAGGACGGGAGGACGACAAGAGGACGGGAGGACGACAAGAGGACGGGAGGACGACAAGAGGACGGGAGGACGACAAGAGGACGGGAGGACGACAAGAGGACGGGAGGACGACAAGAGGACGGGAGGACGACAAGAGGACGGGAGGACGACAAGAGGACGGGAGGACGACAGGGAGAGAACAGGGAAACAGGAGAAUGAGAAAACCAGAGAACAACAGGAGGACAGGAGGGUUCAAUAUGUGUAA
Messenger RNA from Suillus bovinus, 1179 nucleotides. RefSeq lists its product as uncharacterized. The coding region runs from base 1 to 1179 and encodes 392 amino acids. The record is from RefSeq and is a predicted model, not a curated record. The transcript is spliced from 8 exons. Lineage: Eukaryota; Fungi; Basidiomycota; Agaricomycetes; Boletales; Suillaceae.